This is a messenger RNA of Thyridium curvatum, 3126 nucleotides long. RefSeq lists its product as uncharacterized. The record is from RefSeq and is a predicted model, not a curated record. The transcript has 3 exons. The coding region runs from base 1 to 3126 and encodes 1041 amino acids. NCBI's taxonomy places the organism in Eukaryota, Fungi, Ascomycota, Sordariomycetes, Thyridiales, Thyridiaceae. Gene Ontology annotation, molecular function: calcium-activated cation channel activity. Gene Ontology annotation, cellular component: plasma membrane.
AUGGAAUCAAUCGUCAGGGCCAUCCUGACGCUGGUCCCCCGUGAUGGAAACCCGCCACCAGAAACGAGCGACGAUCCGGGGAAGCAGUUGCUGUCGCUCUUGUCAAAUCCCUUUGGUGGUCAGCUCCAAAUCGGUUCCAUCUGGGCCUCGAUCGGCACGUCCUUCGGUAUCACAGCCGGCAUUGCGCUGCUCUUCUCCCUCGUCCGACCCUACAACACGAUCGUAUACGCCCCGAAGCUCAAGCAUGCUGACGAGUUGCACGCGCCGCCCGCCCUGGGCAAGGGCAUGUUCGCCUGGAUCGGCCCCCUGUGGAAGACGAAUGAAAAGGACAUCGUGCGCCUCGUCGGCAUGGACGCCGCCAUUUUUCUCCGUUUCACAAAGAUGUAUCGCAACAUGUUCGUCAUCAUGGCCAUCCUCGGCUGCGCCGUCCUCAUCCCCGUCAACUACACCAAGGCCUUCCGCUACGGCGACCCGGUCUGGCUGCUCCUCCUCACGCCCAUGAACGUCCUGGGCCAGCCGAACUGGGUCCAGGUCGUGCUCAUCUGGCUCUACACCAUCAUCGUUGCCGGCUUCCUGUGGUGGAACUACCGCAAGUUGUUCGAUAUCCCCAAGAAGCUGUCUUCCGACGAGGGCAUUGCUAGGAUCAUCGACGAGGUCGCUCCCAAUUCCUCGUUCUCGAGAACCGCGGUCGCUCGAAAUGUCAAGAUCCUGCCCGAACUCAUCAGCGAACACGAGAAGGCGGUCCGCAAGCUCGAAAAGGUCCUCGCCAAGUACCUCAAAGAUCCCCAUAAUCUGCCCGCCUCCCGUCCGGUCUGCGCGCCUUCCAAGAAGGAUCGCUCAUACGGGACCUACCCCAAGGGCCAAAAGGUCGAUGCCAUCGAUUACCUCACGCAGCGCAUCAAGGAGCUCGAGAUCGAGAUCAAGGAGGUGCGCGCCAGUGUGGACAAGCGGAACACCAUGCCCUAUGGGUUCGCGUCCUACUCUGAUAUCAGCGAAGCACAUGCCAUCGCGUACGCGGCGAGGAAGAAGAAGCCGCACAAUGCCACCAUCCGCCUGGCGCCGCGGCCCAACGACAUCAUCUGGGACAACAUGCCUCUGAGCGCCCCGACACGGAGCCGCAGGAGGUUCAUCAACAACACGUGGAUCGCGCUGCUGACGGUCCUCUGGGUGGCGCCCAACGCCAUGAUUGCCAUCUUCCUCGUCAACUUGAGCAAUCUGGGACUGCUGUGGCCGGCGUUCCAGAGGUCGCUGGCCGGCAACACCAGCUUCUGGCAGAUUGUGCAGGGUGUCUUGUCUCCGGCCAUCACUUCGACCAUCUAUCUCGUGCUCCCCAUCAUCUUCCGCCGCCUCUCCAUCCAGGCAGGUGACCAGACCAAGACUGGCCGCGAGAGACACGUCAUGGCCAAGCUCUACUCCUUCUUCGUCUUCAACAACCUGGUGGUGUUUUCGCUCUUCAACUCCGUCUUCACCUUUGUGUCCAACGUGGUCAAGUCGACCGAGGGCGGCACCGAUGCUUGGCAGGCCAUGCUUAAGGCGCAGCCCGGCAAGCUUCUGAUCGGCUCGCUGUGCACCAUGUCGCCCUUCUGGAUCACCUGGCUCAUGCAGCGACAGAUGGGUGUGGCUAUCGACCUCGCCCAGCUCUGGCCGCUUUUCUGGGGCUUCCUGAUGCGCAAGUUCUCCAGUCCCACCCCGCGCGAGCUGAUCGAGUUGACCGCGCCCCCUCCCUUCGACUACGCCAGCUACUACAACUAUUUUGUAUACUAUGCCACGGUCGCCCUGUGCUACUCCGGCGUGCAGCCGCUUGUGCUCCCCGCCGUGGCCAUCUACUUUGCCAUCGACGUCGUCCUCCGCAAGUACAUGUUGCUCUACGUCUUUGUCACCAAGACCGAGUCCGGCGGCAUGUUCUGGCGUGUGCUCUUCAACCGGAUGAUUUUCGCGUCCAUGCUCGCUCACGUGGUCGUCUUCCUCAUCGUGUUUGUGCAGGGCACGGAGGACCAUCUCCAGGCGUACUGCGUGGCUCCUCUGCCGUUCUUGAUGGUUGGGUUCAAGCUGUACUGCUCCAAGGCGUUCGACGACAAGAUCCACUACUAUGCCACCCAGAACCUCCACCAGCCGCAUGCCGAGGGCAAGGAGCAGAGCCUGCGCAGCGACCGCCUCGCCGCGCGCUUCGGACACCCCGCCCUGUACAAGCCGCUCACGACCCCCAUGGUGCACGCCAAGGCGCAGAACAUCCUGGCGUCUGUCUACUCGGGGCGCCUGACGCACGGGCGCGAGGCCGGCUCGGGCGACACCAUGUCGGUCUCGGGCUACUCGGACACGUACGUGCUGGACCCGAUGAACGCCGGCAAGCCCGGCAAGCGGGUGGCGCCGUCGGGCGCGUCGAUGCCCGGCUUCGAGGUCGUGCCCGAGUCCAGGCUCGACUUUGAGUACUACAAGAACCGCGACGAGUUUGGCGAGGACCACGGCGGCGGCGACAUCUUUGGCACGCCGCGGGACCUGAUCCGGCCCGGCACGCCCGGCAGCCUCUUUGGCGGCGCCGGCAGCGACUCGCGGCCCGGCACGCCCGUCGGCGGCAUGACGGGCCGCAGGCAGUACUCGGUGCAGAUGCUCAACUCGGCGGGCGGCACGACGUACAACCCCGGCUACCACAACCCGAGCAGCCCGAGCCCGCCGCCCGGCGUCGGCGUCGGCGGCGGGUUCCCGGCGCACUCGCCCUACUCGCACGAGGGGGGGGCCACGCCGCGGGCCGGCUCGCCGAGCUACGGCCUCGGGGACGUGCCGACGCGCACGCGCAGCCCCUUUUACGGCGUGGCGGGCGGCAACGAGAGCGGCAGCAACCUGGUGCACAACGCGGCGGGGAUGCCCAUGUCGCCGGCGGCGCAGCCGACGAUCCCGGCGCUGGCGUCGCCGCGGUCGCGCGAGGCGAGCCUCGACCGGGGCGUGGGCGUGGGCGGUAGCGGCGGCGGCAACCCGCGCGCGCCAGGCAUGCUGGGCGGCGGGCCGUACGGGUACGGCAACUUGCCCCAGGAGGAGGAGGACCCGGACCCGAUGUCGUACGACUACUUCCGCGGGGCGAGGCCUAGUCGACGGAGGGAUACGAGUGAGCAGCAUCGGUGGGGGGGUUGA